Leucoraja erinaceus (little skate) is the source of this 2166-nucleotide messenger RNA. RefSeq names its product interleukin-12 subunit beta-like. Bases 1342 to 2166 code for a protein of 274 amino acids. Lineage: Eukaryota; Metazoa; Chordata; Chondrichthyes; Rajiformes; Rajidae. The transcript is spliced from 6 exons. The record is from RefSeq and is a predicted model, not a curated record. Gene Ontology annotation, molecular function: protein binding.
GCUAUUGCAGCGCAGUUUAAUGCAAAUAAGAUAUGACUGUCCAUAUAGUCACAGGCAGUAGACAACACGACAAAUAUUCCGACGCGGAACUAGAGCAAGCAUACAGCAGAGCUAGGGACGGGUUAUUAUAGGGGGUUGUCCCUCCACGUUACAUCAACACAUUGCCUCAUGUUUACACACAGCGGGAAGAAACUGAAAGUAAGGGACAGUCAGCGCCGAGAGGGCGUUCAAUGCGGAAGCGGCAGCGAGCGAGCGAGAGAGAGAGAGAGAAGUCUGUCACCGGGAUGUGAAUUUCCCCCAGUUUUAAGCAAGGUUAUGGGAAACAAAUCAUGGAAGAGGAGGUUCACUUUUUGGAAUAAUCCAGUGCGCGGUGACAAAGGAAGGAGCGAGAGGUUUCUAACCCGGUUUAGAAAACUCCCAGAAACUAAAAAAAGAACCUGUACGGUUCUGACGUGUGUGUGAAUACAUGACUCGUCUCCCGAUUCUAGAAUAUCCUACAAACUAAUACUUUAAAAAAGAUAUGACAUUCCCAUUGUGUUAUAACUAGUAUCCUCGGUUACUAUUGUUACUGUUUCAGUGUUCGUUUCAAAGUGAAAUGUCUUAGUUUCACUUUGGGGCGUUGGGUUGCAGUUUGUCCCAUUACCACAUGGAUGCAUUUAAAGGGGAAACGAGAUUGAUAUUACGGCAUUGCAAAUACAAAUGUAUCGAUUUAAUGGCAGAAUAAAUAAUCGUGGUUUAACUGAAGAUACACACAAAAUGCUGGAGUAAUUCAGCGGGUCAGGUUGCAUAUCUGGAGAAAAUGCAUAGGUGACGUUUUGGACCGGGAAGUCUGAAGAAGGGUCUCGACCCAAAACUUCACCUGUUGCUUCUCUCCAGAGAUGCUGCCUGACCCACUGAGUUACCCCAGCAUUGUGUGCCUAUCUUCGGUGUAAACCAGCAUCUGCAUUUCCUCCUUAAGCAGUUCCCCCAAUCCAUCUCAGAGAGAGUGUAGGAGAGUGUAGGAAAGAUCUGCAGAUGCUGCUUUAAACCGAAAGUCGACACAAAAUACUGGAGUAACUCAGCGGGUCAGGCAGCAUCUCUGGAGAGAAGGUGAGAAGGAAUGGGUGACGAGCGAAGAAAACGAGCGAAGGGGAUCUCCCUGGGAAAUAUACAGAAAGGGGUUCAUCAACGUGGGACAUUGUUUUCAGCCACGUAUUUUGCAGUAGUCCGGGUACUCCGUCACUUUCCAUUUUCAUAUCGUCCGUCUGUACCGCCACACCCCCGCUCCAGCUCUGUCUUUAAAACACUGGAUUGUCCGAACUCAGGUGAGAAAGGACUAGCAUCACUACUGCAAGGCACAAGAUGGUUGGCCGUUUACUGCUCUGUUUGUGGUUCUCGUCACUGAUUGCAACAGUGAGAAUGGCCUUUGAAGGGAAGUAUACUAUUGUAAAUAAAGCCAAUCAGUUGGUGCACCUCAGCUGCAACGCAACCUCUGAUCAGCUUCGGAAUGGCAUCCACUGGCGUCUCGAUGGAGUACCACUCACCAGGAAUGCCCACAAGGACAUCAUUGAUGUAGAAGUGACUGACCGGCCAGAUGCGGGCAACUAUAGCUGUCACUUGAACAACACUGCUGAGUUACUAAAACACUACUACUUACUGAUAGACGUGGGAAGACAGCCAGAUAAAAUACUGAACGAGGAAAAUGGAAACUACAUCACAUGCUAUGCAGAGAAAUUCGGCAAGAACUUUACCUGUCUCUGGAGGGAAAAAGAAAAGGCCAUCUUCUCAGCAAGAUUUCACAGAGAAGGUGGAAAUGGGGUCUCCAAGGACUGUGUCUUGACACCGUGUAAUAAUGCGAAGUGUACCGUACAAGCAACUUGCACAGACAAUACUUUUUCUCCAUAUGCUGAAGAGUUAAGACAAAUUGUAUUCACUGUGGAGGCAGCCACAAACAAACGAUAUGAAAAGCACAUAAAACCUUUCUACAUAAGAGAUAUUUUGAAACCUGCUGCUCCGAAGGAACUAAAGAUCCAUCAUGUUCAGAAGCAAGACAACGUCAUUGUCAGCUGGCAAUAUCCAGAUUCCUGGAACAACCCCCAUUCCUACUUCCCACUGCUGUUCAAGGUUGAUGUUGAACUGAACUCCAGAAGGUUAAAACGUCGACAGAUCUCGACACAGGUACAGUAA